CCUGUGGCCUUUUUAAAUAUGUGUUUGACACAGAGUGAAUGUAGAAGCUGAAAAUGCCUGGAAACUUUUGGGUUUCUGUCCCUCCUUUUCCUGCCCUUUUGCACCACUGCCUGAUUUGGAUGAUGUGACAUUCAGAGGGACACCCUAAUUGAAGUCGCCCUUCAGCGAGGCACCUCUCUGGCCAAAGACCGUCUGCACGAUUCAAGAUGGCCAGUCAGCCGCCAGAAGGUGGGGCAGAGUCUCAGGUCCCCGACGAGCUGGAGUGUAAGAUCUGUUACAAUCGGUACAAUCUGAAGCAGAGGAAACCCAAAGUGCUGGGGUGCUGUCACAGGGUCUGUGCCAAAUGCCUCUACAAGAUCAUAGACUUCGGGGACUCCCCACAAGGUGUCAUCGUCUGUCCUUUCUGCAGGUUUGAGACCUGCCUGCCGGAUGAUGAAGUCAGUAGCCUGCCGGAUGACAACAACAUCCUGGUGAACUUGACUUGCGGAGGCAAAGGCAAGAAGUGCCUACCAGAAAACCCUACCGAGCUGCUGCUGACCCCCAAGCGGCUGGCGUCUCUUGUCAGCCCUUCCCACACUUCCUCCAACUGCCUGGUCAUUACCAUCAUGGAGGUGCAGAGAGAGAGCUCCCCGUCUCUGAGCUCCACUCCUGUAGUAGAGUUUUACCGGCCUGCGAGUUUCGACUCUGUCACCACUGUGUCCCACAACUGGACCGUGUGGAACUGUACAUCCCUGCUGUUUCAGACAUCCAUCCGGGUGCUGGUUUGGCUGCUAGGUUUGCUCUACUUCAGCUCCUUACCCCUAGGGAUCUACUUACUCGUGUCUAAGAAAGUCACCCUUGGGGUUGUCUUCGUCAGCCUCGUCCCGUCAAGCCUGGUUAUUCUCAUGGUGUAUGGUUUUUGCCAGUGCGUUUGUCACGAGUUUCUAGACUGUAUGGCACCUUCUUCUUAACCAAUAUGCAAACUAGGAAAUCCGACACGCAUUGCCAUCUUUGAAGUUAGGUAAUUUGUCAUUUAUUUAUUUUAUAUUCUCUGUGAGUAGUAUCUGCGACAUUAACAAAAUCAUUGGCCCGAUGUUUGUGGUCUCUUUUCCAUCGAAAUCUGGACUCUGUUGGUUUUCCUGUAUGCUGGACAUAAAUGUGUUCAUUUCUACUUAGGUGUUGGCAGAGACACAGAAAUGUAUGAGCUAAGCCUUCCUAGAGUGCUUCUUGGGAGUCUUCCCACAGAGAGGGCAAGACCUCCCCCGGCCCUGCUAGACGGGACCCAGGGGCGAGGUGUUGGGCUGCACUAGGGUCUCUGUUGACGGUUAGAGAUGAACGGAUUCCUCUUGUAAUCCUCGACAGUCGAUGGUGGAGGGUAGACACGGGAGGGAGGCUGCUCUAAGUCACAGCCCCUUAAAAAGUGUGACUCCUCCUGUGUCCUCCCACUCCCUUCCCACACCCGGUUGUUGACGCUCCCCAGAAUCCUCCUCAGGUAUUUUCUCUCUGAAGUUAAUGCCACUGUCUAUGGUCUGCUGCCCCAGUGAGGGACUCGUUCCCUCCACACAGGCCCCUUUGCCAAGAGGAAAUCGGCCUCUUGCCCUUGUGUGGUUUCAAUUAAAUACUGUUUGACCACAUUACUGAAGAGAAACUAAACCCGCUGCGGACUUUGCAUUGCAGUGCAUUUCCUGACAGAACAUGGCCGCUUGUCCCUGAGACACGCCCUUUCCUCCACAUUUAUUUUCCUUUUGCCUCAGUCUGCGCGGAAGUUCUCACAGCCCACUUAUUGGGGAAACCUUCAGUGGAGUCUUUCCCUAAAACAUUUUAGUUGCGUUUUGUCUUGUCAACCAUUUUGGGUCAGUGAGCCUCCGCCCCUUACCCAAAAAUGAGGUUCCACUUCUUCCCAUUGUAUUUCAAAUUCCAAUGUGGAUUCUGGAACUUAAUCCUCUUAACAGUUUGGGGUAAAUUGUGGCAGUGGCAGCCCAGAAACAACUGUUGAGAUGUUCUAGCUCACAGUUUGAGGUGCCGAGGACCCAUGUAUUUUGCUGUACUGUAUGGAAUCGUAGCCCAAACAUGACGAUGUAGGCUCGUGUGCAAAACUGUGUUGCAGUAGGCCAGGCAAAGAGAUGGGUGAGGCACACACAGAGCCGGCAGGCCGCCCAAGAGGACCCUCCCAGGAAAUAUAAAGGAAAUAGCAGAGCACAACUUGACAUAUUGCUGUUCCAGUUGCUAGUCCAUUUUAGAACGGAUUCAAGUUCUUACAUGAUUUAUUUCAAAUAAAGGCAUAACGUGUGCGACUCACGUUAAUGAACUUCCUUCUGUGAUGUAAGGGAAGUCGAAUGUAUAUAUUUAUGAGAAGAAAUUGUUUAGCAGAUUUUAGGUUUGAGGGGAUAGAAUGUCCACAGAAAGUAGGUCAAAUGAAAAAAAAAAGCUUUUUCAGCUCCUAAAACUCAUUACUGAUGAUUAACAUUAAAAUAUUUAUUACUCUUAGAAAAGGGCAUUACUAAGACUACUUUAACUUGUUGGUGAUGAAACAUUUGUAGUGUGACACAGUUACAGUGGGUCAGUCCAGUCUCCUAAUUCAGGAAGAGUUGACACUUAUUUUUAGAAUAGUAGUAGUUUGAUUUUAAUCAUGGAACUAUUGACUUUGAGAAUAUGUACACGCAAGGUGAGGAUGAUGGGAAAACAUAUGUGGGGUGUGUGGCCAAUGAAUUGGAACCCCAGGUUACAGCUCAAUACAUUUAUAAUUUCAUAAAACCUAGUUUAGAUAGCAUUGUGAAUGCAGUUUCUGAAAACCCAUUUGUACUUAGGGUAAAUAUAAUGUUUAGGAGGUGUUUUGUGGUUCAGAUUUAUAUAUUUAUAAGGUUUUUUUUUUUAAAAAAAAAUGUUCAUUCUGUCUGAAAUGUACCAUCAAAUAAAUUGGUGAGUAAUAUGAUGAGAUUUCUAGAAAGCUCUGGAUGUGAGUACUGUGUAUUUUGCUUAUUUGUAUAAUGUCUGCAGUGCUAAAUUUGUGUUUCUUUGUAUAUUGUGAUAGUCUUUUUAGUUGCUGGUAACUUCAUUAGGUUCUAAAGAGUUAAAUGUAAGACAGCAAAAAAAAAACCUCUUCAUGCUAUUGAAUGAAAACAGGACAGUGCUUCAAUAUUUUAUCCACUGUGAUAGUAUUUUGUUGGUCCAUUAAAUUGUUACUGUGUCCACAUCAGAA
Molecule: messenger RNA, 3178 nt
Organism: Suricata suricatta (meerkat)
Lineage: Eukaryota; Metazoa; Chordata; Mammalia; Carnivora; Herpestidae
Gene: RNF182
Product: ring finger protein 182
Exons: 1
Coding region: 207-950 (247 amino acids)
Source: RefSeq, a predicted model, not a curated record